AUGAAUCACGCUAAUAUGAUCGAGGAUAAGUACCUCAAGAAAGGUUUUAUCAUUGCCACCGUGUGCUCCACCAUAAUCGGUACCUUCACCUCGUCUAUUGGCCUCUGGGACAAGGUCAAAGAGAGGAGGAAGCAGAAUAUCCGUGACUCAACGCAAGAUGAGGAGAUCAAGAAGCUGAGAGAGAGAAUCGAGGAGUCAGAGAAACAAGUUCGAGAGAGGGAGCUGAAGGGGUCAAAGGAAUCCAGGCGCAAUUCCCGAGACGAAGUUUCCGACUCGUUUGAGCGGUCCAGCGCGCUCAUCAACCGCGAGUUUCAAAUUGGCUAUGACCAGCUGGGCAGAAGGUUCGCCAUCGGAGACAUGGCCACCGAGAACAAGCUCCAGGCACAAGUCAUCACUCUUCAGCAAACUGUCAUCAACGUCCUGCAGGAUGCUCUAGAGUCUGGCCGCAAACUGAAUCGCGCCGACAAGGCAAAGCUCAUCGCUGCGUCUGACGCUGCGCGGGAGGGUUCUCUAGAUGCCCUCCGUCAACAACGUCAGCGGCUGGCCCUGGCGGCUCCUGAAGAGAUGCCCCGCCAGCUGCAACUGACCCAAGGUCCUCCGAGCCGUUCCUCCAACUCUUCUGUCAAGUCUCCAGUCCAGUCUUCUAUUAGGUCUCCUGUCCAGCCUUCUAUUAGGUCUCCUGUCCAGCCCUCUGUCAGGUCUCCUGCCCAGCCUUCUGUCAGGUCUCCUGUCCAGCCUUUUGUUGGGUCUCCUGCCCAGCCUUCUGUUAGGUCUCCUGUGUCAUCUUCAAGGAGGUCUUCUGUCGCGUCUUCCGUUAGGUCCGUUGCCCCGUCUUCUGUCAAGCCUUCUGUUGUUGAGUCCGAUCCCCUAUACUGCUGGUAUAGCCUCGACUUGCAAUAUUCUCAACACAAGCCUCUUGCGAUCAACUUCGCUCCCCGCAAUGACUGUCGAUGUCCCGACUGUGGUGUUCGGGUCGAUGUGGAAUCUGACGACCGCUGGGUCAUUGAGAAACGCACGUCCCCGCCACCAUCACCAGACGGAUAUAGGGAGAGACGUCAAGGGCGUAUUGAAUUUGUCGCCAACGCACGCUUCGUCAUCAAGUGCCACACUCACCACGGGGACUUUGCCUGCGUUCUCUGCAGGAAACAUCGUGAGAGCGACAUGCUAUGCCCCACGGCCGAUACGCUCAUCGACCAUGUGAGCAAGGAACACAGUAUCAGUGAACUCAUGAAAGAGCCGGACAUUGAAGCAGUAUGA
Clonostachys rhizophaga is the source of this 1257-nucleotide messenger RNA. NCBI's taxonomy places the organism in Eukaryota, Fungi, Ascomycota, Sordariomycetes, Hypocreales, Bionectriaceae. The record is from the annotation of a GenBank genome assembly.